Messenger RNA from Cottoperca gobio, 2488 nucleotides. It is a transcript of the gene plbd1b, whose product is annotated as phospholipase B domain containing 1b. The transcript has 11 exons. Lineage: Eukaryota; Metazoa; Chordata; Actinopteri; Perciformes; Bovichtidae. Gene Ontology annotation, biological process: phospholipid catabolic process. Gene Ontology annotation, molecular function: glycerophospholipase activity. Gene Ontology annotation, cellular component: extracellular region. The record is from RefSeq and is a predicted model, not a curated record. Bases 213 to 1832 code for a protein of 539 amino acids.
UGGCCUCCUAAGCCAGGGAUUGUGGGUUCGAGUCCCAUCUGGGGUGAUUGCUUUUGUUGCAUGGACUAUCGUAAGGAUGAUAUCGAGCAAGUAACAGUAACAUCGCUUCCCCAACUUCAGCUUCUUGAGAAAUCUCACUUCUUUGCCGUCGCUCUCUAUAGAUAUAGUAACUAUACUUAAUAAUAAGAUUUAUUUAUGAAAUAUCAGCUGACAUGGAGAAGCAGAGCAUCAAACUGUGCGUACUGCUGAGCACUUUGGCUGCAUCGGUGCAAACUUACCAGCUCCAAGAGGCCACCGUGUACUGGGAUGCUGCCCAGAAAAGUGUGCUCCUGAAGGAGGGGGUGAUAGAGACAGAGGGGGGGGCCUACGGGUACUUCAAUGACACCAUGCUGCUCUCUGGAUGGGGCGUCCUGGAGAUCUGUGCAGGUCACGGAGGAAUCACGCAGGAAGACGAGACCACCUUCUUCCUGGCUGGAUACCUGGAGGGUUAUCUCACUGCUGCACAGAUGUUCAAUCAUUACUCCAACAUGUACCCUCAACUCCUGAAGGACGAGAAGGUUUUGAAUCCUCUGAAAAGGUUUUUAAGCAAGCAGGAGCAGUGGGCCAGAGAGCAGGAGAGACUGCGGAGGCACAGCGACCCCUUGUGGAAGCAUCUGGGACUGAUUCUGGCCCAGUUGGACGGUCUCCACGCCGGAGCUGCACAGUGGGCCAAAAGCAAACACAGAGAGCCUCUGUCAGUGUUCGCCCUCCAGUUUCUGAAUGGCGUUGGCGACCUCCUGGACCUCGUCCCAGCUCUGACACCUCGCUCCAACUCCUCCACAGGGACCAGUGCUUUCAGGAUGCCAGGAAUGGGCCACUGCACUGCUCUGGUCAAGGUGCUGCCAGGCUUUGAGAACCUGCUGUUCGGCCACUCUAGCUGGUAUACGUAUGCAGCCACCAUGCGUAUCUAUAAACACUGGGACUUCAGGGUGUCCGACACACACACCGCCACUGGAAAGAUGUCGUUCAGCAGCUACCCUGGCUUCCUGAUGUCUCUGGACGACUUCUACCUGCUCGGGAGGGGCCUGCUGAUGACUCAGACCUCCAUUGGUGUCUUCAACGUCUCCCUGUUCUCCCAGCUCAACCCUCACAGCCUGCUGGCCUGGCAGAGAGUCCGGCUGGCCAACAGCCUGGCACACAGCGGAGAGGAGUGGGCGCAUAUCUUCUCCAAAUACAACUCAGGUACGUAUAACAGUCAGUACAUGGUGGUGGACCUGAACAGGGUUUCUCUGGGUCACAGUAUCAGGGAUGGAUCUCUGACUGUGGUGGAGCAGAUUCCCGGGAAGGUGGUACACUCUGAUCAGACUCGCGCUUUACGCAGAGGUUAUUGGCCCUCCUACAACAUACCAUUUCAUGCUGAAAUCUACAACCUGAGUGGGUACGGUGUGAUGUGGAAGAGAUACGGAGAGGACUUCUCUUAUGACCUCUGUCCCAGAGCCAAAAUCCUCCGCAGGGACCAGGCCAAGGUGUCUGACCUCAGCUCCCUCAAACACCUCAUGAGAUACAACAACUAUAAGAGAGACCCGUACUCCAAGGGUCAUCCAUGUAAAACAAUCUGUUGCCGUAAUGACCUGAGACCAAGGAGACCACGUCCAGGAGGUUGCUAUGACACUAAGGUGACGGACUACCAGAUGGCUGUCCAGCUGGUCGCGGAGGCAAUAAACGGCCCCACAACGCAGGGGGGCCUGCGUCCGUUCUCAUGGCAAUCCUUCAACCUCACGACUCAUCAGGGCCUCCCACACACCUACAACUUUCCCUUUGUCACUAUGAGGCCCACUCUGCGUCGGCCCUGAGAGCACAGAGACAGAAUACACCACCCAUCCAGGAACAGGUCAUGCUUUUCAAAUCAGGAGUAAAUGUUUGUCACGACACUGAACAUCCCGGUGCAAAAUAUGAUAAAAAUGUCCCUCUAGUAGAGUCCUAAAACCCGGAAAUUAGUUAGCAUUCAUUUUAGCACUUCCAGUUCCCUCGUCUCCAAGCCAAUGGUGUUUUUGAAUGUGUUUUUGGUUAGAAGCCUGAAAUAAGGUCUUGUAUGUAUAUGUUAUCCCUGCAGCACUCUAUUUGGUCAAAAUUAUAAUUGAAAUAUAAGCACUUAAUUUCCCAUAUUUAUAUAUUUAGUCUAUUUGAAUUUAGUGUUGCGGUCAAUUAUUUUAAAGCUGAUUAAUGGCGGUCUGAGGUAGAAGCACACCCCCUUGAUUGUUUGUUAUUUAACUAUUUACUAAUCCAUUACUUCAUCCUCCUAAAAUGCAUUAUUGUAAAUCAAUUUACUUAAUUCAAAUGAACUCUGAAUUAACAUGAGGAUUAUGGAUUUAUCAGCAGUGUUUUUACACAAUGUGUAAAAGUUUGUUCCACAAAGUUUAAUUUUUAAUUUGUUUUUAAUAAAUACUAAUUUAUUUGUUUUGUUGUUUUUGUGUUACAUUCUAUGCAAUGUUUCCUCAGGUUUAUACAG